AUGCAAGAAGAAAUAAUUAUCGCGACUGCUCCGUAUGGAGAUGCUGAAAUAACAACCGCGCCAGCUCCGUAUGAAGAUGAUAUUGGGUAUCCAAAUGAGUUUCCAUGUGCUAAAGGAUGCAUUUGGACAUGCAAAGUCUAUUGUCAAUGCGAAUAAGCUCUCGAUUUCUUUUGGGAGGUUAUGCUGUUCUUGGAGCCCUUCCGGUUUGUCAUUGAAUUCCAUCUUCCAUUACUAAUACACUAUGCUUCCUCCUCAUUCUCAGAGAUCUUCAGUGACACAAGCGUCAGGCAGUUAUCUCAGAUGCUACUAUCAAUAACCAUCUUCCACACAUCGGAAUACAUCCUAGCCGUCGCCAUUCACGGAGCAUCAAGCGUAACUCCAAGCUCGCUUCUGAUCAGCAAGCACUACGCUUUCGCAAUGCUCGCCGCAGUAAUCGAGUACCUAACCGAGACCAUCCUCUUCCCGGAGCUGAAACGACACGUGUGGGUCAGCAACUUCGGACUUAUAAUGAUCGUCGUCGGUGAAAUCAUCAGGAAAACAGCGAUCAUAACAGCUGGAAGAUCGUUCACACACCUCAUUAAAACCAACCACGAGGAGCAUCACAAGCUUGUGACUCACGGUGUGUAUAGAGUCAUGAGGCAUCCUAGUUACUGCGGGUUUCUCAUCUGGUCGGUCGGGACACAGGUUAUGCUCUGUAACCCCGUUUCAACAGCUGUGUUCACGGUUGUUGUGUGGCGGUUUUUCGCUAGGAGAAUAGAGUACGAGGAGUGUUUUCUGAAGCAGUUUUUUGGAGAAGAGUAUGUAGAAUAUGCAGAGAAUGUUGCUUCUGGUAUUCCAUUUGUACACUGA
Microthlaspi erraticum is the source of this 849-nucleotide messenger RNA. The record is from the annotation of a GenBank genome assembly. NCBI's taxonomy places the organism in Eukaryota, Viridiplantae, Streptophyta, Magnoliopsida, Brassicales, Brassicaceae.